This is a messenger RNA of Pyrgilauda ruficollis (rufous-necked snowfinch), 1918 nucleotides long. It is a transcript of the gene OPRL1, whose product is annotated as opioid related nociceptin receptor 1. Gene Ontology annotation, biological process: sensory perception of pain; neuropeptide signaling pathway. The record is from RefSeq and is a predicted model, not a curated record. The coding region runs from base 182 to 1288 and encodes 368 amino acids. NCBI's taxonomy places the organism in Eukaryota, Metazoa, Chordata, Aves, Passeriformes, Passeridae. The transcript has 4 exons. Gene Ontology annotation, molecular function: neuropeptide binding; nociceptin receptor activity. Gene Ontology annotation, cellular component: neuron projection; membrane.
GCAGCAGCCCUGCUUGGAGAGCAGCCCUUUCCCCUCCUCCACCUGCGGAGCCCCGGCUUUGUCCGUGUCCCCCAUCCCCCGGGCCGGGGGUGCUGGAUGCGGCCGCGGGCAGCGGAGCCAGGUGCGGAGCUGCGCUAGAGGGGACCUGCCGCAGGUCCUUGGCGCAGGCUGCUUCCUCAGGAUGGACCCGCUCUUCCCUGCCCAUAUUUUUGAAGACCCCGACCUGAGGAAGCUGCUGAACGACUCCUCCAUGCUCAACCUGAGCUUUCUGCCCAGCAACUGGUUCAACAACAGCACCGGGGACGGUUUCCUGCCGCUCAGCAUCAAGAUCACCAUCGUGGUCGUCUACUCCAUCGUGUGCAUCGUGGGGCUGGUGGGCAACUGCUCCGUCAUGUAUGUCAUCGUCAGAUUCACCAAGAUGAAGACAGCCACCAACAUUUACAUCUUUAACCUCGCCCUGGCUGACACCCUGUGCCUGAUGACCUUGCCCUUCCAGGGAACAGACACAUUCCUGGGCUUCUGGCCCUUUGGCAAUGUCCUGUGCAAGAUUGCCAUCUCUAUUGACUACUACAACAUGUUCACCAGCACCUUCACGCUGACGAUGAUGAGCGUGGACCGCUACAUCGCCAUCUGCCACCCCAUCAAAGCCCUGGACAUCCGCACGCCCCACAAGGCCAAGGUGGUCAAUGUUUGCAUCUGGGCACUGGCUUCUGUCUUCGGCAUCCCGGCCAUGGUGAUGGGAUCUGCGGAGAACGAGAACAACGAGAUUGAUUGUCUAAUUAAGCUCCCUUCUCCCGUGGACUACUGGGAUCCAGUGUUUGGCAUCUGCGUCUUUCUCUUCUCCUUUAUGAUCCCUGUGUUGAUCAUCACCAUUUGCUACAGCCUGAUGAUCAGGCGGCUCAAGAACGUCCGUGUCCUCUCGGGCUCCAAGGAGAAGGACCGGAACCUGAGGCGCAUCACCCGCAUGGUGCUGGUGGUGGUGGCAGUCUUCAUCGUCUGCUGGACUCCCAUCCAGAUUUUCGUGCUGGUGCAGUGCCUGGGUGCCAAGGCAGAGAGCGAGCUGGAGCUGGCCAUCUCCUGCUUCUGCACCGCUCUGGGAUACGCCAACAGCAGCCUGAACCCCGUGCUCUACGCCUUCCUGGAUGAGAACUUCAAGGCGUGCUUCAAGAAGUUCUGCUUCCCCACCGCCUUCAGGACCGAGCUCCAGAUGUCCAACAGGAUGUGCAGCAUCGCCAAGGAUGUGGCCUACGCCUGCAAGAACUCGGAGGGGACUAACAAUCCGGCCUGACUAGGCAUGGAAAUCCCCAUGGUGGCUGUCGCCCAGCAGAGUCCGACCACCCCCACGUCAGAACUGACUCAGAUAACGGCCCUUUAGCAGGACCCCAAAACUGAGAGGUGAGAAACCAAGGAAACAAUUUUGGGGGUUGGGAAAACCGGAUACUGCGAGAGCACGCAGAGAAAGUGAGCCCAUUUGAUGCAUUUUUAAUUCCAGUGCAACCUGCACUAAGGAAUGUGUUUGAAAUCAGCCCGCUGAUUCCUGCAAAACCCUGGGGGUUUGCAACAUUAUUGAGAGUUUGGGAAUUAAGGGUUUAAAAUAAGCAUCGCUCUUGGGGCUUACACUUCUGCUGCUGCUGGGAGACAGACAGAAUGUGAACUCUUGCGUUGCUUUUUUCCUCCCUGGGUGGAGAUGUUAACAGCUCGCCUGGCUCACCAGGUGCUCGUGUGCGGGUUUUCCUCCUGUGCCAUCGCUCUGAAAUCAGACUCUGCUGCAGCCAAAGUGGGCAGGAGCCAUCAGACAAAACCCAAGAUCAUCUCCAGGAUGAGUCAUCGCGCAGGGAAGGAUGCAGGGAGGAGAGGAGGGAGCUGACGGGAAGAGAAAUUCAAAAUGCCUUGGAAGGACAGCGCCAGCUCCUGCAGA